UCUCACUUCCGCCGGACGCUCUGGGGAGAAGGAUGGAGGAGGAGCGGAGGCUGCGGGGGAGGCUGAGCCGCCGUAGGCCGCCCGCAGGGGGCGGGGUCCCCAGCUGCCGCCCCUGGUUUCUCAUGGAGGACAGUAAGAGUGAGCCGUGGGCUGCUCUCCUGCGAAGCACUGUGAGCGGGGACGUGGAUCUGACCCCGAACAGUCAGCCGUUGCCACCACUGCCUGCUUUUUCCAGCCAGGAGUCUCUGCCUGACCCAGAGCCCGCUGUGCCUCCUGAGGUCUUCACUGUGGGAUCCAAAACUUUUUCCUGGACGCCUUUUCCACCUGCCCUUGGUGGCUCUGGAAACUCCUACCAGUUGUUCCAUGGGCCUGGAGGCUCCCUGGGGUCACCUAUUCCAUCCUUGAAAAGAUGUCCUGCACCAGAUUCCCAUCAGACUCCCAGCCCCCAAGAGCGUGUGUCUGUGCAGAGUACACCUGUGUUGCUGAGCUGUCCAUUGUGCCAGAAGGCAUUUGAUCCGACGCUGGCCCAGCUGGAUGUGGAUAGCCACCUUGCUCAGUGCUUGGCUGAAAGCACAGAAGACAUGGUGUGGUGAGCUGCAGGAUGCCUCUCCUGUCCCCUCCUUCCAGCACACACACUGACAUAGGGAUGUGACUGCUGAGAUGUGUCUUCGUGUGGACACCUGAGAACAGACUCCUCUGGUUUUGUGCAUGGGCACUGGGCACAAUGCUGAUCACUCUGGUGCCAGUGUCAGGAGGUCCUCUGGCUCUUUUCUUGUCAACUUAACUGGGUUUGGAAUCACCUGAGAGACAGACCUCAGGGUGUGUCUGUGAAGCUGUUUCCAGAGAUUAAUUGAGAAAGGAAGACCCACCUUGAAUGUGGGUGGUACCAUCAUGUGGCCUGGGGUCUCACUGAAUGAAAAGGAGAAAUUGAGCUGCUUUCUGACUGGGGAUGUGAUGUGUUUCUCACCUGUCACCACAGCUACAGCUGCUUUUGCUACUGUAAUGUCAGCCAUGAGCCAGAAUCCAUCUUAAGUUGCUUUGAUCAAGUAUUUUGUCAUAGCAGGGAGAACCCCACCCAAGCAGGUGAGCCAGGAUCUGUCACAGACAGAACGGGGAUCUCUACCCAAGUCCGUGUUUGUACACAGGCUGGCACCUUCUCCUGACUGCAAGAGUGAUAUACUGGAUUAUACUUCACAGACAUUAAAAAAAAAGGUAAUUAUAUGUAUUUGUAUGUGUCUGUGUUGGGGGUUUUGUGCAUGGGAAUGUAAUUGCCCACAGAGGCCAGAGGAGGGUGUCAGAUUCCCUGGAGCUGUAGUUAUAGGCAGCUUUGAACUGCUGGAAACCAAACUUGGGUCCUUUGCAAGACGAUGAUGUGGAGAUGGAGCCCUUGGGAGGUGACAGGUCAUGAAGGUGAAGCUUCCUCAAGGGGAUUAAUGUUAUGUACUGAAGGGGCCUUGGGAGACAGGAACCCCAGGAUACUCAGGACAUAGCAAAAUGCCUGUCCCUAGUGUCCACAUGGACCGUCACCAGAACUGUUGGCUCCUUGGUUUCCAGGACUAAGAUGGAAGUACGUUAUCUACCUAGGCUGGGAAGUGUCCUGGUGGUAUAGCAUUUGCUCAGCCUGAACCAACCCCUGGAUCUAGCCAGAUACUGGGGCAAGGAAUGUGUCCUGGCAACUAGAGCUGACUUGCACAGCGUGUAGAGAGUCUCUGCAACCUUACCGCUAAGGGGUGGGGCUCAAAACCAUUUCACUGCACAUUUCAGUUUGGGUGGUUCCCAAAGAAGGGAAUUUAAGGGAGAGUUAGGGGGCAUAUCUUCUCAUCCAUAUGUUCUGGCUGGCACAUAAGUGAAAAUGUUGUUUUCUUCUGGAUAGUAAGCUCCAAUUCCUGCUUAGAACUGGUAUACCUCCUCUCCUAUUUUGUGUUUUGAACUGUGUGGCUGAGGACAACUUGAUUUCCCCACCACUACCUUCCAAGUGCUGGGAUUACAAUAUCUACUGUUAAGCUCAUUUGCACCUGACAUUCUUGUGGACAGAAACAAGUGUUGGCCUAUGGUUGGGGACAGGCAUGGUUUGAAAGCCUGAGAUAACCAGAAAAUCUUUAUUUUCCUUUGGAAAAUGGUUUCAGUGAGUUGGGUAUGGUGCACACAUCCGGAAUCUCAACACUUGGCAGGUGAAGGAUUAGCAGUUCAUGCCUAGCCUCUCCUACAUAAUGAAUUCAAGGCCAACCUAGGCUACAAGAGACCCUGUCUCAAAAGCAAACAGGAAGGGUUUCAUAUAAAUCAUAAAAACAUGUGAAGGGGGCCGCGGUACAGUGUCGUGGUUGGUGAGGACUCACCUGAUAGGUGUAAGGCCUGCAUGCAGUGUCCAGCAACCCUUCAAAAAAGUCAGACUACCCCAAACUAACUCUGUUGCCAGAUGAAAAGGCUCUGUUAGGGCUCGCCUAGAGGGGAGUCAAGAGAUAGGUACAGACAGAUGAGAGAGGAACCCUGGUCACAGGGGCUGAAGAGUCUCUCAGGCUGCCUGCCUGUUAGAGCUCCUGGGCUGCGGGUAGCUGACUCAGUCUAAGGCAAAAGCCCCAGAACCAGGAACACCAAAGGUGAUGGUCUCAGUCAGAGGGCCAGGAGUGUGUCCCCGGGAACAGGAGGAAAGAUAAAACUUGGAGCUCUGAUGUGAGUGGCUAGAUGACAUCUCCUGAGGAGAUCUCUUCUCACCUGGUGGACUCAACACCAGUCUUUGCAAACAUCCUCACAGAUGCCCCAAAAUUCUGUUCUUCCAGGUGUCCAGAAAUCCCUAAUCUAGUCAGACUGGUACUGUUCUAACUGCAAUCCCAAAGCUAUCACCUGAGUGAGCACAGAGCUGGGGAGAGCCAGGGGUGUGUGGCAGUGGAGUCUGACAUAAUAGUGGUACAUCCGUCCAAACCCAUACACAGAACAUAUCAGGAGGAAAGAGGGCAUGUUACGGGAAUCUCCAGUCAUUAGGACAGACUCAUUUCAUGGGGACGGUGACAGUGGCACUGAGUACAUGGGACACUACUGCUUUGUGUUAUGAGCCUAAAUAUAUUCUAGGAAGGGACUCUUAGGAAAACGGAAUAAAACCCUUUGCUUUCUCCAAACAUCUACUUCAAACACAGUAACAAUAAGGGCAUUUUCAUCAAAGUCUUUAAUAGAUGUGCAAGAAUACGAACGACCUUGGCCGUGGAGGGCGAGAACAUCAUCCACAGAAGGAACGCCGGCCGGCGAUGGGCUCCACUGAUAAUUGUACAAAACCACAUGGUUAUGGCUACUGCUUUACAAUCAUGAAAGUCACCAGUGUUUGUGAACCAUUUUCAAAAGACACACGCUAUCUUGCCCGGAGCCGUUUGCAAAACGUUAGGGUAUUUCCCACCCACCCACCCCAAGUCACAUUUCAUUACAUCCUUCACUUUCUUUAAUUUAUAAAACAAAUUACUAUAUAUAAAAAUCUCCCCUUCUGGUGGGCACAAUGUUAUUCACACAUUUGUACAUGAGCAGCCGAACCAGUAACCAGCAAGUCAUUUGGCAAUAGGGCAGUAUCCAAAUAAACAACCCCAUUUCUAACAAA
Molecule: messenger RNA, 3580 nt
Organism: Peromyscus leucopus (white-footed mouse)
Lineage: Eukaryota; Metazoa; Chordata; Mammalia; Rodentia; Cricetidae
Gene: Faap20
Product: FA core complex associated protein 20
Exons: 4
Coding region: 33-593 (186 amino acids)
Biological process (GO): DNA damage response
Molecular function (GO): K63-linked polyubiquitin modification-dependent protein binding; ubiquitin binding
Source: RefSeq, a predicted model, not a curated record